CGCGGGGAGGAGGGUUCCAGGCGGAAAGGCGUUGAGAGGAGGAGCCGCGCUACAGAGCAGGCGGCUGGAAGUGGAGUCAGACGGGUUAGGGCGAUCGGGAGUGACCGCUGCUCGGAGUGUCCGUGACCCACUGGGAUCAUGUAGAGACCGGAAGGCGCGAGGACUCGGAGCACACGAGGAGACGUUCGAGCGCACUGUCGGAAUAUCACAAAAAGGGGGGCGGGAGUGGACUGGACUGGCCUACUGACACAGCGAUGAGCGUCUUGUUUUGAACACGAAAAACCAAAAAGAAAGGAAGGGAUCCUAACUCCACUCGCUCCGGGCAGCUGUUUUCGGACCCGAGUUUGCGCGUCUGUGUGUGUGUGUGUGUGUGUGUGUGUGUGUGUGUGUGUGUGUGUGUGUGUGUGUGUGUGUGUGUGUGUACGAGUGAGCGCCCGCUGCCAGGCCUUGCUCGGAGGGCAUGUCCAACAGUGACUCAGACCAUUCACUAUGAGUCGAGGCGGCUGGAGGAAGAGGGCUGAUGAAGAUGGCGGCUGGGGUGGCAGGGGCGGGUACAUGGCCGCCAAGGUGUCGAAGCUGGAGGAGCAGUUCAAGCUGGAUGCCCCACGGGAGAAGCAGAAGGAAGGCACGUCUUCCACCAUCUUCAGAGGUGUGGCCAUCUACGUCAACGGCUUGACAGACCCCAGCGCGGACGAGCUGCGCAGGCUGAUGAUGUUACAUGGUGGACAGUUCCAUGUUUACUACUCCCGGUCCAAGACCACGCACAUCAUUGCUACUAACUUGCCACACAGCAAGGUCAAGGAGCUGAGGGGGGAGAAGGUGGUUCGGCCUGACUGGAUCACAGACAGCAUCAAGGCAGGGCACCUCCUCUCCUACCUGCAGUAUCAGCUUUAUGCCAAGCAGAAGGCCCUGAGCUUCCCCGCUAUGCGUGUGGGCCAUGAAUGUGAUGGCCCAGGCCACUCCCACCAACAGUUUGAUCACACCCAGCACCAACCAGGCCACAACCCCAGCAUUAGGCGUCAUGCCAACAAGAAGCUGGACUUCAGACUAAAUGGGCUUGACCAGACAGCUGGGCUCAGACUGAAUGGAAUACAGGAGGAGGAGAGUGAAGACGAGACCCUCCACCCAGCUCCUGUCUUCUCCUCGGGGGCCCUUGUGGAGCGGACUCUCACCAAUGGCCACAGUCAUCCUCCGAACGGUGCCUUAAAACCCCUGGACUUGACACGGGGACAGACCCCAAUGGAGAACGGGCCGCACCAGCCUCCAGUUCUGCUCGCUGGCGACAAAUGUGCUGGAGAGUCCGCUCACUUGCUGCGCUCCGGUAACCACCUAGCAUCCCUCCAAGUUGCCACUCGUUCAUCUUUUGACCAGUCAGUGACCCCCGUCCCCACGGCCCGUCCCUCGAGUCGAGACCCUGAGCAUCCCGGCUUGCUUGCGCGAGGUGCAGGCAGAGUCUGGCUCAACGGAGCCCAGCGUGACACAGCCCAGGGUGCUGCCUCACCCCCAUGUCCACCCGUGGACCGUAGGCCUGCGGACGCUGACAUCAUCUCGGAGUUCUACUCCCGCUCCCGUCUUCACCACAUCUCUACUUGGAAGAGCGAGUUCUCGGAGUACGUCAGCUCUCUGCAGCACCGGCGCCACAAGGCUGGGGGAGUCGACUUUCCCGGGAGGGAGCGGUUAAGGCGACAGAGGGCGGCUCGGAUCGCAGGCUCCUCUGCUCCAUCGGGUCCUCCCAUCCGACAGCCCUGUAUCCUCCAUGUGGACAUGGACUGCUUCUUCGUCUCUGUGGGCAUCCGACACCGACCCGACUUGAACGGGAAGCCUGUUGCAGUGACAAGUAACCGAGGACAGGGCCGAGUGUCCCAGCGUCAAGGAGCCAACUGCCAGCUGGAAAUGCAGUACUAUCAGCGGAAGCUUGACCCGAAACGAAAAGAAGAGAGAGAUGGUGACCUAGAGGUGACCCCCUCACCCGAGAGCCCGGACGGCGCUAACCCCCAGUCAGAGCAGGAUCUGGCUGCUCUCUCCAUGGCUGAGGUCGCUUCCUGCAGCUACGAGGCCAGGCAGGCGGGGGUCCGGAACGGCAUGUUCUUCGGUCAGGCAAAGCAGCUGUGCCCAGGACUGCAGGCUGUGCCCUAUGACUUCCAGGCAUACAAGGAGGUGGCUAUGGCCAUGUACCAGACCCUGGCCAGCUACACCCACCACAUUGAGGCCCUCAGCUGCGACGAGGCCCUGGUGGACGCCACCCGCCUGCUGAAGGAGCUGGGCGUAUCGCCCGAAGAGUUGGCCGGUGCCAUCCGGGCGGAUGUGAAGGAACGAACCGGCUGCUCGGCGUCAGUGGGCAUGGGUUCAAACAUUCUGCUGGCCAGAAUGGCGACCCGCAAGGCCAAGCCUGACGGGCAGUACUACCUGAAGUCCGAAGAGGUGGAUGACUUUAUCAGAGAUCAGGCUGUGGGCAGCCUCCCAGGCGUGGGACGGACCAUGAGCUGCAAGCUGGCCUCCCUCGGGGUGCAGACCUGCGGGGACCUGCAGCAGAUCUCCAUGUCCCGGCUGCAGAAGGAGUUUGGGCCCCGGACGGGACAGACGCUGUUCAGGUUCUGCCGAGGCCUGGACGACCGGCCCGUGAGGAGCGAGAAGGAGAGGAAGUCCGUGUCAGCAGGGAUGAACUACGGGAUCCGUUUCACGCAGGUGGCAGAAGCGGAGAGCUUCUUGACCAAGCUGUCCCAGGAAGUGCAGCGGCGCCUCCAGGCAGCAGGUCUCAAGGGCCGGAGGAUUACCCUGAAACUGAUGAUGCGUAAACCAGGGGCCCCCGUGGAGCCUGCCAAGUACGGAGGCCAUGGCAUCUGCGACACCUUUGCCAGGACAGUGAGCCUGGACCAGCCCACGGACUCUGCUCAGCACAUUGCCACAGAGGUCAUCAAGCUCUUCCAUGCUAUGAAGCUGAAUGUGAUGGACAUGAGGGGGGUGGGCCUACAGGUCCAGCAGCUGACGCCCUCUCUCGUGGGUCCCGCGGGCACUGCCGGAGGGACCGGCGCUCCUCGCCGUUCCAUCCGAGACAUGCUGCUGGCCCAGAGGCCCCCGAAUCUGGAUAGUCGUGGGUCAACCACAGCGCUGCCGGCGUGUUUGGCGAGACCACCGGACGGUGACCCCCUGUGGCGUCUUUCAGACGCUACUGAUCCCAGUGCUCCAGGUGAAGCUGUGACGUCAGACAGGGAUCGGGAUAUCGCUUCGGUACGGCUGUUCCCCCCACCCUCCUCCGCAGAGCCGGUACCCGGGACCAGCAAGGGGGGCCCCGCACCCCGACAUAAUGGGGGUCUCCACACCCCGAGGCACCUCAGGACACACCUGGACCUCAGCAUCGAGGUGCCAUCACCUUCACAGGUCGACCGCUCUGUGUUGGAGGCCUUGCCACCUGAACUGAGGGAGCAGGUGGAGCAUUCCUGGCGUCGGAGGGAGGAGCUGGCCGUGAGCAGAGGGCCACUCCAGAGCGCUCCUUCCCAGCCCCUGGCUUCGCCCCCGGGCACGCUGGUGCUGCAUGUGCCUGAGCAGCAGGGUCAGGGUGGCCCCGCAGGCAUCGUUCUGGCACUGCCGGACUUCUCCCAGGUGGACCCGGAGGUGUUUGCAGCCCUUCCACUAGAGCUACAGGAGGAGCUACGUUCAGCAUACCGACACAGAAACGGCACCCAUCCCCAAGGCACUGUGGUAGAGGCCAAGAACCCGUUGCUUCAGCUAAAGCAGGUGGCAGCUGCAGGCCGGACUAAGCGGCGCUACAAACGAAAGAAUGCGAGCCCUGCCAAGGGGGUGCCGAGUCCACUCAAAAGCCGUCUCCAUGGAAACAGCCCCGCCAAAAGCAGCCCCGCCAAAAGCAGCCCGGCCAAGCGGCUGCCGUACGCACUGAAGCAGGAGCACGCAGGCGGGGAGAUGAAGCUUGAGAACGGACCCUCGACAUCCUCCCUGAAACCAGACGCACAAGAAAAACCGGUCAAGCUCACGUCCCGCCCUGGCCCCACUCUGGCUGGCGCCUGCGAGUUUACUGACAUCCGGACCCUACUGAAGGAGUGGGUCACCAGCAUCCCAGCGGCCUUCUCCGCAGAGCCCAUGGAGGAUGACAUCCUGCAGGUGGUGAAGUACUGCACAGAGCUGGUGGAGGACCGAGACCUGGAGAAGCUCUACCUUGUCAUCAAGUACAUGAAGAGGCUGAUGCAGCAGUCUGUGGAGUCCGUGUGGAGCAUGGCCUUCGACUUUAUCCUGGACAACGUGCAGGUGGUCGUCCAGCAGACCUACGGAAGCACCUUGAAGAUCACGUAGGAGUCGUUCCUCCUCGGGCUUUCAAGAGGAAGGGUAUCAAAGCCCCCGCAUUCUUCUGGAGUGGAACGAUCCCUCAGUCGUUAAUCACGAUCGGAUCAACAGCCAGAAGCCCCGCCCACAGUCCAAAUCUACGGUCAUUGGUUAGAGGAGCGGUAGCCUUGCCCCACAGAGACUGUUACGAGUGUUGGGCUGAUGAGCCCCUGCGACCUUCUGCCUCGCUCACCUUUUUUUGCACUGUGCCAUAACUGCUUGUGAAGAUUUUCGCAGAACAGCAUGGUCACGAAAAUGGAUAAGAACAUGUUCUCUUUGAGGAAAAAAUCCUUUUCUAAAGGACUUUUUUUUUUGUACUGUUCUUUUGCAAAAACAAAGUGCCAAAAUUUGUCAGCAUCGCAUGUAAAUAAGGAUUCAGAAUCUCCUGUAGGUGGUAAUUGUAUCUAUGGCGGCGAGUUUGUUCAUAUGGAAAGAUGUUUUAUUGGUUUUUCUCAGUGCAGUGUUUACAAGCUGUGUAAUAAAGAACCAUUCUUGUUAGCCCCCUCAUUAGUUGUGCAUUUGUUGUGAUGGGAAAAAAAGUCCCUGUAUUCUCAUACAGGGAUAAACAGAAAUGGUUCCUUUUGCACAGGUACAGAGACCCCUGUACCAUGCAGCAGUGUACACAGUGUAAAACCAAAUGUAGUUAUGCAAUGGGGGUGAUCUCAAUGUAAUAUUCACUUGGUUUCUUGCUCCCGUUUAAUUGUACUUCUCUGAAAGGAAGAGUGAGAGCAGGUGCUUUAAUUCAAAGUUUUUGUUUGCUAUAACAUUAUUGAAGGAAAGGGCUUGUAGACACAUCCUGCCUACAGAGACCUGCUUUAAUGUGUGCCUGAAGACCUUA
This is a messenger RNA of Scleropages formosus (Asian bonytongue), 5173 nucleotides long. RefSeq names its product REV1 DNA directed polymerase (gene rev1). Gene Ontology annotation, cellular component: nucleus. The transcript has 23 exons. Bases 490 to 4305 code for a protein of 1271 amino acids. The record is from RefSeq and is a predicted model, not a curated record. Gene Ontology annotation, molecular function: DNA-directed DNA polymerase activity; deoxycytidyl transferase activity; damaged DNA binding. Gene Ontology annotation, biological process: error-free translesion synthesis; error-prone translesion synthesis. Lineage: Eukaryota; Metazoa; Chordata; Actinopteri; Osteoglossiformes; Osteoglossidae.